AUGAUUUGCCAAGAUUACUUGACAGGGGCCCAUUCCAUGGAUAUUCCCCAGGAAACUAUGGAUAGAGAGGUGCAGGCUAUUCUCGAUAAGAUCCAGGCCAAUCCGAGCUUCAACCCGGACCAACUGUUUGAUCCAGCCAAACAUCUGGCUUGGAAAGACGAGUACUACGACGAAAUCAAGAAGUUCACGCUGCAGGAACUGGGCAUCACCAAGACCCAUACCAAACCGAUCAAUAAUUUCGGUGCUACCUAUCCAUUUCCGUUACUCACAGAAGAGGCCAUAGAUAUCAUGAAAUGGGAAGCGUUCCAGCCUAAGGUGGUCAAGAAGUACGCCAGGCUCACUAACCCGGAUUUCAGUCUCAAAACUAACCGCCACGACUUCCACAUAGCAGGAUAUCCCGAGGAAGGCCAUGCUCCGUUCACUAAGUCUGUGUACGACCAUCCACGGCUGAAAGAGAUAUUUUCCAAGCUGAUUGGCAUGGAAGUUACCACCACGUACGGCUACGAUGUGAAUCAUGUGAACGUGGCCCUUGCCGACUUUGAUCUCCCAAAAGACGCCCCGUUGUACGAGCCGUCCAAGGACGAGAACGGAAACACCGUUUUUAAGGCAGAGGAAACAGGCUCUAUUCUGGGCCAGCACUACGAUUCGACCUCAAUUGCGUGUGUGGUGAUGUGGGAGUGUCCCCAGGACAAGGGUGGAGAAACGGUGAUCAUCACGGGCGAUGAGAAACCGCUGGUAAUUCCAAACAUUGCUCGUCCCGGUUAUUGUACCUUGCUACAGGCCAGAGUUAUUAGACACAUUGCCACCAAGCCAAACACUAACUCAAAUAGAAUCGCUACUGUGGCCGGAUACUAUCCUGCUGCGCCUGUGCUGGACAACAGCUGCCUGACGAGCGUGCGUCCAAGCAUCCUGCCCCGUUCCGUGCACGACGAGUUCUACACGGAAUGGUUUGAUUUCCGGUUCCACCAGUUGGAAAGAGUGCUAGCAGAUAAGCGCAAAAAGCUGUGGCAGGCCUACAAACAGGGCAAGACGUUUGACCAGAAGGACGUUAUCGAGUUCAGCAAGGAGUGCCAGGAGUACCUUGUUGAGAGCUGGCGUGAGAUGGAGUUUGCUACCAACGCUCCUUACCCCCCACCACUUUUUUCGAAACCGUACUCUGAGUUAUCUUAUAAUGUGGAGGGAAACUGA
Ogataea philodendri is the source of this 1188-nucleotide messenger RNA. RefSeq lists its product as uncharacterized. Bases 1 to 1188 code for a protein of 395 amino acids. The record is from RefSeq and is a predicted model, not a curated record. The transcript has a single exon. Lineage: Eukaryota; Fungi; Ascomycota; Pichiomycetes; Pichiales; Pichiaceae.